Messenger RNA from Lasiodiplodia theobromae, 909 nucleotides. RefSeq names its product ATPAse F1 complex gamma subunit. Gene Ontology annotation, biological process: proton motive force-driven ATP synthesis. Gene Ontology annotation, molecular function: proton-transporting ATP synthase activity, rotational mechanism. The transcript is spliced from 5 exons. The record is from RefSeq and is a predicted model, not a curated record. Lineage: Eukaryota; Fungi; Ascomycota; Dothideomycetes; Botryosphaeriales; Botryosphaeriaceae. Bases 1 to 909 code for a protein of 302 amino acids.
AUGAUGCUCUCGAGAGCUGCCCGCCCGGCUCUGCGAGCUGGCCAAGCGGCCGUCGCCCGGCCCGCGACCGUCAAUGUCGCCGCCAGCGCCAACUACGCCACUCUGCGUGAGAUCGAGGACCGCCUCAAGUCGAUUCGCAACAUCGAGAAGAUCACCAAGACCAUGAAAAUCGUCGCCUCGACCAAGCUCACCCGCGCCCAGCGUGCCAUGGAGACGUCGCGUGCCUACGGCCAGGCUUCCAACAACGUGUUCGAGCAGGCCGAGACCAAGCCGGUCGAGGGCGAGGGCAAGAAGGACCUUGUCAUUGUGUGCAGCUCCGACAAGGGUCUCUGCGGUGGUAUCCACUCUGGUCUGUCUAGGUUCACGCGCAGGAUCCUCCUGGAGAAGCCCGACACCGAGCUCGUCGUUCUCGGUGAGAAGUGCAAGUCGCAGCUGAGCAGAGGCAACGCCAAGAACAUCCAGCUUAGCUUCGCCGGUGUCGGCAAGGACAUUCCCACCUUCGCGGACGCUUCGGCCAUUGCGGACCAGAUCUCUCGUCUCUCUGGCGACUACGGUUCUGUCAAGAUCGCCUACAACAAGUUCAUCAACGCCCAGGCCUACGAGCCCGUCACCAUUGACGCUUUCUCGGAGGAGGCCAUCACCCAGUCCGAGAACCUUGCUGCCUUCGAGAUCGAGGACGAGACCCUCCCCAACCUCCGUGAAUACGCCCUGGCCAACUCUCUCUACUGGGCUCUUGCCGAGGGUCACGCCUGCGAGCAGUCCGCUCGUCGCAACGCCAUGGACAACGCCUCCAAGAACGCCGGCGACAUGAUCAACAAGUUCCAGAUUCUCUUCAACCGUACCCGCCAGGCCGUCAUUACUGGCGAACUUGUCGAGAUUAUCACUGGUGCCGCCGCCUCCGAGGAGUAA